This is a messenger RNA of Micromonas pusilla CCMP1545, 1890 nucleotides long. RefSeq lists its product as uncharacterized. Gene Ontology annotation, cellular component: Golgi apparatus. Gene Ontology annotation, molecular function: arabinosyltransferase activity. NCBI's taxonomy places the organism in Eukaryota, Viridiplantae, Chlorophyta, Mamiellophyceae, Mamiellales, Mamiellaceae. The record is from RefSeq and is a predicted model, not a curated record. Gene Ontology annotation, biological process: cell wall pectin biosynthetic process. The coding region runs from base 1 to 1800 and encodes 599 amino acids. The transcript has 3 exons.
AUGUCGCGCGAGCUCGACGCGUCCCCGCGCGCGGACGCGGACGCCGCGCUCGACGACGAGGACGACGACGCCGGGAACGAGCGAUUGAGCACGGGGAUCACGAAGACGCUGAUCGAGUCCGUCGCGGUGGACGGCGUCGUGAUCGUGACGUGGGCGAACGAUCACUACCGCGAUUUCGCCGAGUUUUGGUGCGCGCGUCUCAAGUCCCUCGGCCUCCAAAACUACAUGGUCGGCGCCAUGGACGAGAGCCUCCACGCGCGCAUGGAGGAGCUGAAAGUCCCGACGUGGCUCAUGGGGUCUCGAGGGAUCCAGAAGGACGUCGUGAAGGAAGACUUCGGGUGGGGGAGCGCCAACUUUCAUCGCAUGGGCCGGGAUAAGAUUCGGCUCAUUCGCGACUUCACGAAAGUCGAGGGCGUCAGCGUGCUGAUAUCCGACAUCGACGUCGCGUGGUUGCGAGACCCGCUGCCGUAUUUUAAACGGUAUCCCACCGCGGACAUGCUCGUGUCGUCGGACACGACGUUGAAAACGAUCGAAUCCGCCGCCGACGCCGCCGCCGACGCCGCCGCCGUCGCGGACGACGCGGACGACGACGACGGCCUGGACUCGCACCCGUGCAACGCGGCGUCCAACAUCGGGAUCAUGUUCUUCCGUCCCACCCCCGGCUCGCGCGCGCUGACCGAGGAGUGGGUGAAGACGAUCGAGGCGGAUGAAUCCGUGUGGGACCAAAACGCGUUCAACGACUUGAAAUCCAAAGGCGGCGCGUGUCAGUCGUCGCCGGACGCGCACGGCCUCCUCAAGGCGUACAACGGGACCGUCACCCUCGGCGCGCUGCCCGUGUCGCAGUUUGGCAACGGGCACACGUUCCACGCGCAGCGGACGCACAGCCAGCGAAAGAAGGCGCCGUUCGCGGUGCACAACACGUUUCAAUUCGGAGGCACGCCGGGGAAACGGCAUCGGAUGCGCGAGGCCAACGCGUGGCUCGGGGACGCGGCCCGCGGGUACUUUGACCUCGUCGGCGGCGAAGGCGCGGGCCCGCUCGCGAACAAGGAGAACAAGCCCAAGUCCGGGUACAUGAGCUACACGCCGCGCGCGCACUUCGACCUCGUGGAGUUUCAGCUGGAGCAGAUGAAGAUCGCGUUCGCGAUCGCGCAGGCGCUGAACCGCGUGCUCAUCAUGCCGCCGGUGCUGUGCGGGUUGGACCGCGCGUGGUUUCCGCAUUACGGCAGGUUCCCAGGGUCGAGGUUCGAGCUCCCGUUCGUGUGCCCUCUGGAUCACGUCGUGGACUUGGAGAAGUCGGACGCGAGCAAGUUCAGGGAGGCGACGUUUCUGACGCACCCGGAGAUUCCGGAGGAGGUGAAGCGCAGCGUCGCGAUCGUCGAGAACGACCUGAUGGAGGGCUCGUUCGGCGACGCGCCGAUGCCUCUCAACUUGAGUUACUGCGUCGCGGGCGCCGGCGCGGGCGCCGACGCGGGGGGAAGCGACGGCGGGGUCACGAGAGAGAGGGAGGCGUGCGGGUGGUUCGGCGUGCUCCACGACGCGUCCAUCGUGAAGCGCCGCGCGCUCGUCAAGAUCUCCGGGAUCGUCGACCCGAUGACGUUCGAGGAGCUGAGCGCGUCCAUCGCGGGCGUGCGAAGUUCGAAGGUGUUGCACUUCACCUCGGUGACGCCCUUCUUGGAGGGGAAGCCGCGGAGCGCGACGGCGUGGAGCGCGAAGUGGAAGCCGGACGCGGACAAGGCGAUCCAGCUCGGGGAGUGGUGCUGCGCGGAGGACGGCUCGAGGAAGUACGAGACGACGUAUUAGAUGAUGGAUGACGAAGAAGAAGGCUGGGAGAGGGAGACGAGCGCGAGCUCUUCGACGACGAUUUCAUUUUCAUUUCAUUAUUUCGCGGAC